Propithecus coquereli (Coquerel's sifaka) is the source of this 1865-nucleotide messenger RNA. It is a transcript of the gene MIEF2, whose product is annotated as mitochondrial elongation factor 2. NCBI's taxonomy places the organism in Eukaryota, Metazoa, Chordata, Mammalia, Primates, Indriidae. Gene Ontology annotation, biological process: positive regulation of mitochondrial fission; mitochondrion organization. The record is from RefSeq and is a predicted model, not a curated record. The transcript is spliced from 4 exons. Gene Ontology annotation, cellular component: mitochondrial outer membrane. The coding region runs from base 54 to 1418 and encodes 454 amino acids.
GGGGCCCGCUGCGUCCUCCAGUCGCUGCGGAGACGCCACGACGCAGGCCGACCAUGGCAGAGUUCUCCCAGAAACGGGGGAAGCGGCGUGGCGACGAGGGGCUGGGCAGCGUGGUGGACUUCCUCCUGGCCAAUGCCCGCCUGGUGCUGGGUGUGGGCGGGGCUGCCGUGCUGGGCAUUGCCACCCUGGCUGUGAAGCGGUUCAUCGACAGGGCCACUAGCCCACAGGAUGAGGAUGACACCAAGGGGGACAGCUGGAAGGAACUGAGCCUUCUCAAGGCCACACCGAACCUGCAGCCCCGGCCCCCGCCUGCUGCCCUCAGCCAACCUGUGUUGCCCCAGCCCCCCCUGCCCUCUGCCCCAGAGGGUCCUGCAGACACUGUUCCUCAUGUGCCACCUCAGCUCAGCUCCCCAGCACCGCUGUGCCUGACGUUCCAGGAGAAGCUGCUGGCAUUUGAGCGGGCCCACGUGACCAUCCCAGCAGCCCAGGUGGCUUUGGCCAAACAGCUGGCUGGUGACAUUGCCCUGGAGCUGCAGGCUUACUUGCGGAGCAAGUUCCCAGAACUGCCCUUUGGGGCACUUGUGCCCCAGGGGCCGCUCUACGAUGGGCUACAGGCAGGGGCCGCCGACCACGUGCGUCUGCUGGUACCGCUGGUGUUGGAGCCGGGCCUGUGGAGCAUGGUGCCGGGUGUGGACACUGUGGCGAGGGACCCUCGCUGCUGGGCUGUGCGCAGGACUCAGCUUGAAUUCCACCCCCGAGGGAGCAGCCCCUGGGACCGCUUCCUGGUGGGAGGCUACCUUUCCUCCCGCGUCCUGCUGGAGCUGCUCCGCAAGGCACUGGCUGCCUCCGUCAACUGGCCAGCGAUUGGCAGCCUUCUCGGGUGCCUGAUCCGGCCCAGUCUGGCCUCGGAGGAGCUGCUGCUCGAGGUGCAGCAUGAGCGCCUGGAGCUCACAGCAGCUGUGCUUGUGGCAGUCCCUGGGGCCGAUGCUGAUGACCGCCUCCUGUUGGCCUGGCCCCUGGAGGGGCUGGCCGGGAACCUCUGGCUGCAGGAUUUGUACCCAGUAGAGGCCGCCAGGCUGCGAGCCCUAGAUGACCAUGACUCUGGGACCCGCCGACGGCUGCUGCUGAUGCUGUGUGGCAUCUGUCGUGGCCACUUGGCCCUGGGGCGGCUGGGCCUGAGCCACCUGACCCAGGUGGUUCUGCGUCUGGGGGAGGAGGAUGUGGAUUGGGCGGAGGAGGCCUUGGGGGAGCGCUUCCUGCAGGCCCUGGAGCUGCUCAUCUGCAGCCUGGAGCGGGCCAGCCUGCCCUGCCACUUCAACCCCUGCGUGAACCUCUUCGACAGCUUGUGCGAGGAGGAGAUCGACGACAUUGGCUACGCGCUGUACAGUGGCCUACAGGCACCUGAGGUGCUGCUCUAGACGGGUGGGGACGGGGGUGGCCGGCAAGUUUUCUGAUACUGGUGAGCUGUGCUCGUCUCCCAGGGAUUUGGAGAGUGGAUUUUCUCUUGCUUUUAGCCAGGAUGAAAGAGGGUACAUUACCCAAACCCAGGGCAUUGGUGUGUGCUUGGGCUGUGAUCACCAGGAUCCCUAAGCCUGAAGAGCGUGGGUCACCGUUGCCUGAGUGCACCUGGACUGCCUCGGCAGCAUGGAGUGCCAGCCACUCACGCAGGAGCCCCACGUUCCUUUGGGGUCAACCCCAGGACUUUGGGCUCUGUCCAUCAUCACCAGCAACGAAUCCACUGACAGAACGUGGCUCCUGCCAUCCGAGGCAGGGAUGAAGGCAGUUCCAUUUUUCUGCUGAGAGUCAUUUAAUGCUUUCCUUGGGCACCAGCUCCAGGCACCUUGAGGCAUCUGGUGCCAGGUGGU